GUUUGAUAGCAAGGUUCGAUACCGUUGGGCCAUGGCUUUGGGCCUGCGCAUUCCACAUGCUUUCAAUCGCCAGCGGCUGGUACGGCUGGCAUUUGCCCGGUCACAAGCGAGGGGAUGUGCCUACGAGAGUGCCAGUGAGGCAUUGAUCACAGCUGCGAGACAUCCGAGCCAGGAGACCUUUCGUCGAUGUGUGGCAGCCAUUGAGUCAGUCCCCGAGGGCGACUUCUGGCUGCGUUUUGCGGCAGAGGAGGAGGAGAUGCAACUCCAACGCCUCAGCUCGUCCUUACCGAAAGGUGUUCGCUUGGUCCCUGGUUUGCUGGAGCAUGUGUUGCCCAGCGAAGUACCGCCGACAAUUGAGGUGGUGCAGCUGUUGCCCCGCAUAUUGGGCGCCCGAGAAGGUCUCUCAACCGUGCUUUCGUGGCGCGAGGCUGCAAGAAGGGCUGCCCAAAGUGGCGGUGCAGAAAUGGUUGCGGAGCGCCUGGAACGACGGCUGGAUGCUGUGUUGGCACUUUGGUUCCAUGAAGGCUUCUUGCGCACGACCGAAAUCGACACCGGGACCAAGGCCGAGGCCGCCAAGGCAGCCGAGGCAGCUGAAACCCGGUGCUUUGCCUUGAGCUUCCCUCAGAUGGCGGAGGGCCCUGCGCUGGCUCCACCCUUGGCCACCCUCCAUGCUGUCCUUCGCGACAGCGAAGCAGAGAUGCGGGAGCCGCAGCUGUGCGAAGCAGUGUUGACAGGCUAUGGCUUGGAGCAUCUUCUGUUGCAACAAACAAAGACUCAGCUGCGCGAGCAAGGGUUCAAAGAGAUCUCGGCCACCGUCAAUCUGCGUGGUUUCCGCCACUGGUUGAGGAGCAGUUCUGUUCUGACUCAGCGGCCUCACUUCUCUCAGGAGGUGCGGGCCAUUCUAGCAGCAUCUUGUGGAAGCAAUUCCUCUCUGCGCUUCACCGAUGCAUCGGGUGAUGAUGUUGCGUUCAGCGUGCCGGAACAGGGCCAACGUGGUUUGGAGGCGGGCGGUGUUUGUUAUGCAAUUCUGCUGGGGAAAAGAAUGAAUAACCAGUGGACUUGGGGUACACUACCUUUUGUUGGACACAAGCACAUGAGGCAAUUGCGUGGUCUCACCCUUAGAAGCAAAGUAUGGCUAAGUUUCUUAGUUUCCCCUUGCGGGGCGAAAGUUGAGGUGUCCAUCAACGGUGCAGAUGCGAAGCACGUGCGUCGUAUCAAGCUGCAAGAGGACCCAGCAGCAGUGCUGGUUUCGCUCGAGGAGGGUGCCAUGCAGAUUGACCUCCCUGAGGAGGUCGAACUGCUGAAGCUGGAAAAGCUCUGCGCUUUCGGAGGCCUGCUGACGCCAAAGAUGCGGCAGCCUGUUUUGCAGCUGGCCUUUGAGUAUCUCUUUUGGCCCGGUGAGGGUCGAGCGACCCACCCAGAUGUAGACUUCCACCUGUCGCGUGGUGCGGACUUCGUGUCAUUACACUGGCGUGCAGAAGAGUCACCAGAGGCUUUGGCAUCAUCCUUUGGGCUUCUCGCUACCUUCAACUACAAGCAGGAUUCAGAACAAAAGCGGGCCAAUGAUUACACUCAAAAUGGCGUACGCACAAUUGUUGAAUGAAAAAGA
Messenger RNA from Cladocopium goreaui, 1609 nucleotides. Lineage: Eukaryota; Dinophyceae; Suessiales; Symbiodiniaceae. The record is from the annotation of a GenBank genome assembly.